AUGACCCCGAUGGAACCUAUAGGUGGUGCUAUCGCCAUCGCACAGGCUGUUGUAGGCACCUGCAAAGCCAUCCACAUUUGUGUAACGGCAGUCAAAGACUCGCACGACACGCUGGACCGAUGGAACGUUUCAAUUGACACUCUCCAACACAUCUCGCAGCAGUUCGAAGUUGUCUUACGAGAGAGAAGGGCCAGCCAUCCUACCAGGGAUUCUCUCGAAGGAACGCACUAUGGAGUCAUCAGUGCACAUUUGGAUCGAUUCAACCGUGACCUGAGGAAGCUUGAAAGCAACAUCUUGAGUACCAACCUUUACAAUCGAGCUUCGACUUCAAGGGUCUCGUUGAGAAGCAAGGUCAAACUUGCUUUGACAAUGGAUUGGAGAGAGAACGAGCAACUCCUCAAAUGGAUAGAUCGUCACGUCACCUUUCUUCAAAUCAAUAUAGAUCUCAUAAGAGGCGUGAACGACAAUAACAUGAAUGAUGUUGAGCGGGCCUUGGGGACUGGCCACGCCGAUUGGAAACCUGCUCCUACACCUGAAACUCUUGACGAACCCAGAGUUGAAUUGGACGAUUGGCUGUCUUCUGCAGAGGGCUUCGUCAAGCAUAUUGCCAUUCAAAAGUUAGAUCCCACAGAUGACGCCACCCUUGCACCAAUCGAAGUAGAUUGGGACCUAUUGCAUGACACGGCUGAAAUGAUCUCUUCAAGUUCAGUGAGUCCAGUUGAACAGGAACUACGCCUUCAUGCCACGAUGCAACAAGUCGACCAUUUGGAGGCCUCUAAGAUCCCUGUCAUCGCAUCUAAUGUUCAACUGGAAGUCAUUCGACUGUCUGACGAGCUGAGCAAGGUCAAAGGACUUACACCAACCUUCAAGGAGACAUUCAGGCUCCAGGAAAGAUACGUUAAUCUUCUGCUCAGUUCGAUCGAGAGGCAUCCCGUCUACGGAGUUAGAGCCGAGGUGUACUUGCGUGAGAAUAUCAUACCCAGCCUAGACCAGCACGAUCCUGAUCUUCGCGAGGUUUGGUGGAGUGUAGGACGGAUGUACCACACCAUGGACGAUUGUGACCAAGCAGAAUACUGGCUCCGACGUGCGCUGCUGAGUGGCUACAGUGAACAUGAUAAAGCCACGAAUCACGCUGAGAUUGAACAGAUUUCCAAGAUGAUCUGCAAAAUCUACGAGAGGCAAGGCCGUCCGCAGUUUGCCACUGCUCUUGGAAAAUACCUAGAACACCACCUUGGAUAUGAUCCAACAAAGGUACCUGGUGAUCUCGAAAAAGCUAUUGAAUGGUGCUCGGACAAGGGCUUUAAAGUCCAUACCGAGGGAGAUCAACUGGCAUUCAAUCACCUGAAGAACGAUAAAGGCAGAAGCGUAUUGCAUGAAGCUGCCUUGGAUACCGAGGUGAAAGAUUCCAUCAUCCCACUGUUGUUGAAAGACGAUCUCCUCGCACUCAGAAACCCCAGCGGUGAUACAGCGCUUCUUCUGGCAGUCGGAAAAUCAAACACUGCAGUAGUCAGACACCUCCUCAAGACACCGUCACUGGCUCAUGUUAGAGACCGAGAAGGCCGCACGCCGCUUCACAGGUGUCAGGAUCACAAGACACUGGGUCUACUUCUAGAAGCCCUCAAUGGGUCGACGCAUCAGUCAAGCCUGACGCACGCCGAUCCAGAUAGUCUUGAUGCUUCAUCCCUAAUCGACAUCAAUUCCCAAGAUGCGUAUGGAAAGACAGCUCUGUUCAUAACAUGUGCGCAGGGAAACCCAAGAACAAUGAGAAGGCUCCUCGACGCAGGAGGUGAUGUGAAGAUUGCAGACAAAACGGGAGUUUGCCCCAUCUUAGCCUGCUCGUCGUGCACUGGAAUCUCAUUGGCGAGUCGAGAAGGGAUGAUCCUACGCUUACGUGCCAAGGGUGCAGAUCCGGACCAGCAGGACAUUGAUAGAAACACGGCGAGAAAGGAACUUCGAAGGUUUUACUCGUCGAGCAAGGCAGUGAAUAAGUUCCUGUCUCUCGAUCCUGCAGUGGAGUUGGAGAGGUUGGAGAAGAAGGCUAGGGCGGAGAGGAGAGGGAGUAACGCAACUGCGAGCACGGCGAGAAGCAUUUUUUCUUUGGGACGGGUAUUUAGUUGGGAGACACGGAGCUCAUCAUCGUGA
Fusarium fujikuroi IMI 58289 is the source of this 2142-nucleotide messenger RNA. RefSeq lists its product as uncharacterized. NCBI's taxonomy places the organism in Eukaryota, Fungi, Ascomycota, Sordariomycetes, Hypocreales, Nectriaceae. Gene Ontology annotation, cellular component: cytoplasm; nucleus. The transcript has 2 exons. Gene Ontology annotation, molecular function: protein binding. The record is from RefSeq and is a predicted model, not a curated record. Bases 1 to 2142 code for a protein of 713 amino acids.